GGCGGCGAUUCAUAUCGCCCAAAUGUUCCCCAGGGCGACUUUACGUUUCGUGUCCAGAAGCCAGCUGGCAUCGCCAACUCUGCGCCUGCCGGCCAGCCGUCGUAUCCACGGCAUCCGCGACGAGACGCACGAGGCGGGAGGGGGGAUUUCCCCCCCCGAAGAAAUGGCAGGCCGCGCUGGCAGCCCCCGCCCCAUCACUCGGAGCGCGCCCUGAUAGCUGGCAAUGCCACUAACCUGCCUGAAGAGAGCCUCUACAGCGGCGAAGGCGCCAAGUACCGUGACGUGGACGAGCUGUCGGACGACGACGAGCGGGACAUGGACAUUUCGUCGCAAUCGGAGACGGAAGAACCUGCGAAGAAAAGGACGCGCACCGCUGCGGCCGAUGAGUCCGGCGAUGCAGCCCCCAAGUGGUCCAACCCAGAUCCGUACACGGCGCUUCCCUGCCCGGACGAGUCCACCCGCAAGAAGCGAGACGUGGUGAAGCUGAUUCGCAAAGCGAGGCUGGAAGAUAGCGCAGCCAAGCCAGCCGCGCCAACCGAGGCUGAAGACUUUCUCUCUUUUGACUUUAGCGACGACGAAGCCCAGAGCCACGAGGACCAGGACGACAGCAAACCUGCUAGCAAAGCCGCUGCGGCAUCCAAGCCACCAGCCCCGCCGCCUGAUAAAGUUGAACUUUCCAGUAAAGUUCUGGGCAAACUGCCACCACCACCGCCGCCUCCCUCAGCAACUGCCUCGAGCAACAGGCCUUGGACUGCAGGUAUUAAUACGCACUCUCUGCCGCCCAAACCUGCCGCACCUCAAGGCUCUGCAGACCCUGGUCCCCUAGGCUCUCGCAAACGGACUUACGACGACGAAAUCAUCGAACCGCCUGAUUACAAGCUGAACAAAGGCAACAUGGGACCUUCCAGAGGACACAUCGUCCCCGAGUGGAGAGUCAAGGAUGACGAAGAGCGCUGCCCAUGGGCAACCACCGACCAUUCUGCGACAACAGAUAUGGCUUUCCGGUUGCACAAGGAGAUUGUUGAUUUUUAUGAGUUUGUCAAGCCCCGUGACUUUGAGGAGAGCAUCCGUGCCAAGCUGGUGGACAAUUUGCGUCAGGCCAUGAAGAGGGAUGGCCGGAACUUCGCCAAUGCCCAGCUUUUCCCGUUUGGCUCUUUCGUCUCGGGCCUCUAUCUGCCCACCGCCGACAUGGACGUGGUCGUGUGCUCUGAAAGCUUUAUGAAAGGCGGCGAUGCCACGUACCUCAGCGCCAAGAACUGGCUGUACAAGUUCCGCAAGUUCCUGACCUCCCAGCGCAUUGCCAAUUUCGAUUCGAUCGAGGUUAUUGCCCACGCCCGAAUCCCACUGGUCAAGUUUGUCGACAAGGCUACGGGCCUGCGAGUGGACGUGUCCUUUGAGAACCUUGGCGGAGUCAGGGCGGUUGAGACGUUUCAGCGCUGGAAGAAGGAAUAUCCAGCAAUGCCUGCGCUCGUCACCGUCAUCAAGCACUAUCUGCUCAUGCGCGGCCUGAACGAGCCCGUUAACGGGGGCUUGGGCGGCUUUACCGUCAUCUGUCUGGUCGUCAGCAUGCUUCAGCUCAUGCCCGAGGUCCAGAGCGGCUCACUCAUCCCGGAACACCAUCUCGGCGAGAUGCUCCUCGAGUUCUUCAGGCUGUACGGUCGCGACUUUAGCUGGAGGACAAACGCAAUUUCUCUUGUCGAUCCUGUUGGCUAUAUUCCCAAGAACAAGGUCGCCUCUUUCGUCUACAAGAACAAGGACCGCCUCUCCAUUGUCGAUCCCAACAACCCGGCCAAUGACAUUGCCGGCUCUUCAUCCAAUAUGGCAGUCGUUCAGCGUUCCUUUAGGGAUGCACUCGACGAUCUACAAAGUCGCAUGCAUGAUAUUGGCGCAGAUCCUUCAAUCGGCAACAUCCUUGAGGUGCUUUUCGCAGGCGAUUACUCCUCGUUCAGAAAGCAACGAGCCUACCUCCAACUCGUCCACGACCGGCAAACCCGAAAUCGCCGCCGCUAG
Molecule: messenger RNA, 2010 nt
Organism: Trichoderma citrinoviride
Lineage: Eukaryota; Fungi; Ascomycota; Sordariomycetes; Hypocreales; Hypocreaceae
Exons: 3
Biological process (GO): RNA 3'-end processing
Cellular component (GO): nucleolus; TRAMP complex
Molecular function (GO): mRNA binding; poly(A) RNA polymerase activity
Source: RefSeq, a predicted model, not a curated record